CGUCGUCUGAGAGUAGCAUCGUUUCCCAUCUCUUACCUAUAAAUAAAUAGUCCUGCGAAGCUCCUCUUCCCGAGAAAUUCUCUACAUUUUCUCCGCCCUGUGGGGCUCUCACUCUCAGUUUGCACUUGGCAGCACUCAGUAGGAUCAUUUCCAAAAUCAUCGUCACUUCAGUCUUCUGUCUUCUUCUCGAAAAACCCUGGAGUCUUUGAAAAAACCCCUCGUAAUUCUGUCAAUAAUGGCGCACGAAACCCUAGCUGAAACCCUACGAUCUUCUGUAAUUCUGGACGAUGGAGUCGGUGAUCUAUCUUCUUCACCUGAUGCCGUCUCUUCUGAUCCUUCGCUCUCCCGUAGCGUCUCUCUCAGUCGGCUUAAUGCCGAGGCUCCUGAAUUUGUUCCUCGGACCACGAAUCGGGUUGAUCUGCAGCAACAGCAGCAGAAGCCGCGGCUGGUGAUUCCUCAUGGACCUGGUCCGAUGCACGUCUUUCCUUCACCAAAUUCUCCAUUUCAUGUUCAGAUGCACAACCAUGUUGCGCUGCACAAUCAUGUUCAGUACCAGUACUAUGGUGGGUUUGGAGAACAGGAGAGUCUGCAAUCUCAUGCUCCGCCCGAUCCGGAUCCUGCCCCUGAUACGAGAAAUGGGCUGUCAGAGGAAGCUACCCAGAAGAUUUUGAACCAGGUUGAGUAUUAUUUCAGUGACGCAAACCUGGCUACUACUGACCAUCUGAUGAGGUUCAUCAACAAAGAUCCUGAAGGGUUUGUGCCUGUCUCAGUUGUUGCAUCUUUUAAGAAGAUCAAAGCCCUCAUCAGUAGCAAUCACCAACUUGCGAUGGUUCUCCGGACCUCAUCAAAGCUUGUUGUUAGUGAAGAUGGAAAGAAAGUUAGGCGUCUGCAUCCAAUGACUGAGUCAGACAUGGAAGACUUGCAGUCACGCAUUGUUAUUGCUGAAAACUUACCUGAGGGUCAUUCCUACCAAAAUCUGAUGAAGAUUUUCUCUGCUGUUGGGAGCGUGAAGACGAUCCGCACCUGUCAGCCUCAGACUGCUAAUGGUGGUUCUGCUGCUGCAUCAAGAGUGGCAAAACUGGAUAACAUGUUUUUCAGUAAUAAGGUGCAUGCAUUUGUGGAAUAUGAGACUCUGGAGCUAGCAGAAAAAGCUAUUGCUGAGCUAAAUGAUGAGAGGAACUGGAGAAGUGGUCUGAGAGUCCGACUAUUACUUAGACGGACGUCGAAAUCUGCUCAAACAAGAGGGAAGAAGGCUGCAUAUGAAGCAGAAGGGAAUGAUGAGGAAGAUGAAGAGUGUGCAUCUGAGCAGUCAAAUGAGAAGCAAUCUGAGGAUUCUUCUCAUGCAUCUGAUGCAGUAUUACAUGAGCACUUAGGUGAGGAGGUACUCAUUGACAAGGAGAAUGGGCCUAGGAGAUCCCGGGGACGUGGCCGUGGGAAGGGACGUGGCCGGGGUCAACCACACAAUAACCGUGGAAGUCAUGCUGGUACUCCCCCGUCAAAUAAUCUGAUCCACAAUGAGCACCAGACUUCGACCAAGCCACCUCCUGGGCCUCGCAUGCCAGAUGGUACAAGAGGAUUUGCUAUGGGUCGGGGGAAGCCAAUCACUGCCAACAGUGGUUGAGAAGUUAUUUUUUCACAGGUGACACAGUCUAAUGUGUGCAUACACUACUGAUUAUAUCACUAUAUGUGGUUGGGGUGUGGAGUUGGGGGAAUGUAUUUUGUGUAGUUCAUUGUGCGUAGUUUUGAUGGCAUGGUUUUAGAAGGGGCUGUCAAUGCAUUGUUGUUGGGUUAAA
This is a messenger RNA of Telopea speciosissima, 1793 nucleotides long. Its product is annotated as la-related protein 6B-like. Gene Ontology annotation, molecular function: mRNA binding. The transcript is spliced from 10 exons. Lineage: Eukaryota; Viridiplantae; Streptophyta; Magnoliopsida; Proteales; Proteaceae. Gene Ontology annotation, cellular component: nucleus. Gene Ontology annotation, biological process: RNA processing. The coding region runs from base 236 to 1621 and encodes 461 amino acids. The record is from RefSeq and is a predicted model, not a curated record.